AUGGAGCUGCAGGAAAUGUUUCGUUACGGAUACAUGUACCCGCCGAGAGAAGACGAAGUUGUAUCUUGCACAUAUCUGGAUUUACCGAGUUACUCUUAUUCAAAGAACAAAGCCGAUCUUCCGCCGGUAAGCACUAUCACGAUACCACGGUGCAUCGUUUACGACGGGAAUUGCAGCGAUGGUUGGCACACACCGAGCCCAACAGCGAGCUUGAGAUCAAUCAGUCCAGCUACAACCCUGUCGAUAUCGUCCGAGCCUGAUACAAUAAGUGCCCCGGUAACCUAUCGUUUGCUGGGCACCACCAAGGAAUUAAACAAGAGGCGUAACACGAAGAGAAGCCCGAUUAAUAGCGAGGUAAGGCAACACACGAUGAACGUGGUAGAUCUAACAGACGAGGUAAACAGCAUGGACGCGGAUACCGACGGAACGCUGGACGCAGAAGCUGAAAUGGAGCACGAGAAGACACAGUCGUCACGCGGCAGUGUUAUCAGCAAUCUUUCCAGCAGCUAUUCGGACAGAAUCGUGGACGGUGACAGCGAAGACGACGGUGAGAUGAGUGACAGCCCGGAUCAUAUAGGAUCGGUGAUAGACGGUACCGAGGGUAAUCGGAACGUCGUGAGGCGAAGAGGUAAAUACGUGAGUUCGACGGUGGUUAGAAAACGAAGACUCGCGGCGAACGCCAGGGAACGAAGAAGAAUGCAGAAUUUGAACAAAGCGUUCGAUAGAUUGAGAACUUACCUACCGUCUUUGGGUAACGACAGACAGUUGUCGAAAUACGAGACGCUUCAAAUGGCGCAGUCCUACAUCACAGCUUUAUACGAUUUGUUGCAAUGA
Messenger RNA from Habropoda laboriosa, 834 nucleotides. RefSeq lists its product as uncharacterized. The transcript has a single exon. Gene Ontology annotation, molecular function: protein dimerization activity. The coding region runs from base 1 to 834 and encodes 277 amino acids. NCBI's taxonomy places the organism in Eukaryota, Metazoa, Arthropoda, Insecta, Hymenoptera, Apidae. The record is from RefSeq and is a predicted model, not a curated record.